Messenger RNA from Brassica napus (rape), 1562 nucleotides. RefSeq lists its product as uncharacterized. The transcript is spliced from 7 exons. Gene Ontology annotation, molecular function: DNA binding. Gene Ontology annotation, cellular component: nucleus. Lineage: Eukaryota; Viridiplantae; Streptophyta; Magnoliopsida; Brassicales; Brassicaceae. Gene Ontology annotation, biological process: DNA replication; DNA repair; DNA recombination. Bases 315 to 1397 code for a protein of 360 amino acids. The record is from RefSeq and is a predicted model, not a curated record.
CUCUGCUGUUUCAACGUUUAACAAAUUAGGUUUUCAUUCAACUUCUCCUCUUCUUCUUCUUCUUCUUUGCCUCAAAACUCUUUAAAUUUUUAAACUUUAUCUCCCAAUCGAUCCGUAUACUUCCGUUCAUUAUCGUCAUAAAUCCCACAAUAAAAUCUAAAUUCAUUUCAAACAAUUCAAACCUCAACUCUCCAUCUCCCGUAUCAGAAAAUGAAACCGUCAGUUGAACUGGAACUAUAUAAAUUAGAGAAUUAUAAGAGGAAGAUCAACCUACUGAUCCCGUUUCUGAUAUCCUCCUUCCUCAAAAUUGCGAAAUGGCUUCGUCUGCUACUAUCGAUUCUCAACAACCUCUUCCUCACUCCCCCUUCGCUGCGCUUCGUCUGGGUAGAUCUUCUCAAUCUAUCCAUGCCCGCCUGCUCCGUUUUUGGGACUCCUCAAAUUUCAGCAACCCCAAUGAAUUCAAGGGAAUCACUUUGCUUUUCCUUGAUGAGAAGGAUUCUAUGAUCAACGGCAUCAUUCAUGCUGAACAGGCCAAUCACUACCGUCGGUCCUUACAAGAAGGUGACAUCUACAGAGUUGCCCACUUUGAAGUUGGAAUAUGCCCACAUAUGUACAAGAGUACAGAGCAUACCUUCCUAAUCCGAUUCCUCGAAGAAACAACGAUUGAUUCAAUCAUCAACAAUUGUCCUCAUAUCAGCCUACAAAAAUUCAUGGUUCGCAACUAUGAACAACUCCAGAUCCUUGCCAACACCAAUUUAGAACUCCCUGAUGUUGUUGGUCAAAUCCAAACGGUCAAAGGUUAUGACCUUAAGAACGCUGAAGUCAUUUCCCCACUUCUCAUACGUCUUCGCAUUGCCCCGAACAUCGAAGUGGACGUGUCUUUAUGGGACACAGCUGCAGCAACGUUUAAGGCAGUCUUAAACUCAGGAGAGAAAGCCUACACUGUUAUGGUGGUCACAAGUGUGGCCCCAGAAAAAAUAGGAGAUAAGCUAUACCUUAGCUCCACCCCAGCAACCAGGUGUUUUUUCAGCCCCACUCUCCAAGCCAUCACAGACUUUACAAUGAGCUUGAGAGGUGCAGUCACCAAUUUGGACGACAACACGGAGAACGCUACCUGGCCCCUUAGCUCAAUUGGAGAUCUCAGCUACUUCCUCUCCAAUCCUACCGACCAGGAACCUUAUUUUGUCUGCAAAGCCCGGAUAGUUGACGUCUUAGGCCAACAUGGCUGGUACUACGUUUGUUGCACUCAGUGCAGCAAAGAAAUGGUGAAAUCAGCUGCCUCUCUCCGCUGUGACCAAUGUGGUAACACCAAUGAUAAAGGCCAUACUGAUACUUCGUAUAAACCCCAAAUGGAGAAUAUGAAGAAGUCCGUCCUGUCUCUGUCGGAUGUGAUGUAGUGGGUAGAGCAGGUGAGCUUGUGAUGUAGUGGGUAGAGCAGGUGAGCUUAACCUGCUGUGAUGUAGUGGGUAGAGCUUAAUCUGAGUCUUUUAUAUAAACAUGUAAAAAGGGCUAGUCUUUGGGUAAGGUAAGAGAGAGUCAAUAAAGAACACGUUUUCAUCUUA